Moneuplotes crassus is the source of this 1003-nucleotide messenger RNA. NCBI's taxonomy places the organism in Eukaryota, Ciliophora, Spirotrichea, Euplotida, Euplotidae. The record is from the annotation of a GenBank genome assembly.
GGGCUAGGAACAAGACUACUAGAAAGAGGAUAAAUCUCAGAUAUGUAAUGAUGAAAUGAAAUCGGCAGAAAAAUAGCAGUGCAAAGAAGUCUAGCAAGAGAAAGAGAUCCAACUAUCCUACCAAUAGAGAACCUCUAAUGACAAGGUUCAAUUCAGAAGUUCCUUUUGAAUGUACGAGCAAAUCUAAAGCUAGUGAAUACCGCUCUCGGACACUUGGAUUCAAUGCUAAUCUUACGAAUGAUACUAGAACUAAGGCCAAAGCAGAGAAAAAACCAAAGAAAUUCAGCAACAAAACCUUCCACAAAAUGCCUGAUUGAAAAAUUUUCUUUCCUUCAAAAGGAUUAGUAGGGGAGAUAGAAAGUAGGUUCAAAGAAAAGCCAAAAUUUGUGAUAAUACCGAAGGAAAAAUACAUAAGAAUGAGCCAAAGAAAUCACUUUGAUAAUCAAACUCUUAAAUACUCUUCUACUGGAAGACAAAGUCGAAAAAUUAUUGUAAAUGAUUACCAAAGUGAUAAGUUUCAAAGAAGUUCAUUAUCUCCUGUGAGAGAUCCUCAGAGGAAGAUAAUCAGGAAUAAAUAAACACAGAAAUUCUAAUGACCAUCGAAGACAAAAGAUUGCUGCAAAUACAACUUCUUUAAUUCAAAAUUCUAUUAAAGUGCAGAGAUCUAACCGACCAAGAACCAGAGAUGUGAAGAAGAGGUAUGCCUUAGAGCCUUUGGUAGCAUAUAAAGCUGCUAAAAUUCCUUUAAAAUAAGAGAGAAAAGCCUCAUAUAAAGUUAAAUGGGUUUAAUGAUAACCCAACAGAAUGCUCUUUUGACGCUAAAAGUAUCGGGAAUGCGAGCAUGAAGUACAUUGCUCACAUUGAAAAUAAUACCAAUUGAGGAAGCAGCUAUAAUAUAUGAUCAGGAUACGGAAAUGUAGAUGACUUUAAUAAAACUCUAAUACAGAACAAGCAUUACUGGCAUGAUCGAAAGGCUAAGAUGAUAUAAUGCUAUUAAACCUUA